CACGCAGCGGUGGUGCUGAAGCUGAACAAGAUGGCUGUGUGUUGGGGACCGGAGAGCUGAGAGCGAAGGGGUGAAAGAGUCUCAGAUAUAAGCAGUCAGCUCAUUCAAACCAGAGCGACAGGACGGCGGAGCUGGCGUUCACCCUGCAACUGUGAAAACUUUCAUUUUGAUCAGCUGUAGCGAAUCCUGUCGGGCUCUGGUCCUGCUCGCUGGCGACGGCAGGCUUCUCCAUCUCCCGCCCAGCCAUUCAUCCCCGGACUGUAUACUGCACAGAUUAGCUCUGCCAGUUAGGAAGCUGGAUCCUGUACUAAAGGCGCAAAUAAGAGAUGUCAUUGCUGUGUGUUGGAGUGAAAAAAGGCAAGCUUGAUGGACCACAAGAGAAAUUCAACACAUACGUGACCCUGAAGGUGCAGAAUGUUAAGAGCACAACCAUCGCUGUCCGUGGCAGUCAGCCAUGUUGGGAGCAGGACUUCAUGUUUGAAAUAAACCGCCUUGAUCUGGGCCUCACAGUGGAGGUGUGGAACAAGGGGCUGAUCUGGGACACCAUGGUGGGCACCUUAUGGAUCCCCCUGCGCAGCAUACGGCAGUCCAAUGAGGAGGGACCGGGUCAGUGGCUGACCCUCGACUCCAAUGCGAUCAUGGCUGAGAACGAGAUCUGUGGAACCAAAGACCCGACCUUUCAUAGGCUGCUGCUCGACACACGCUUUGAGCUGCCACUAGACAUCCCAGAGGAAGAGGCCAGAUACUGGGCGAAGAAACUUGAACAACUUAAUGCCAUGAGAGAUCAAGAUUACGCCUAUCAGGAAGAGCAGGAGCGACCACUACAUGCACCAUCCACACAGUGCUGUAAUUGGAGUCUGUGGGGAGAUCAACAAAACGAGGACCCAGACAGCGCAGUGGAUGACAGGGACAGCGACUACCGCAGUGAGACCAGUAACAGCAUCCCACCUCCUUACUACACCACCUCCCAGCCCAAUGCUUCCAUGCACCAGUAUCCCAUGAGGCACCAGCACCACAGACACUCCUACACUGACGACAUCAAUGAGCUGGACUAUGAUCACAGAGCUAUGAGACGCUAUGAUAGUUUAGACUCGGCCACCAACGGGCGCAGUGAUAUCGACUCAGGCUCAGGGUCGAGCCGGCGCACCAGUCGUCAGUAUUCUCUAGACAGUAGGCACUCGCUGUCCGAUAGUCCCACAGACAGUCGUUACGCUUCGUCGGGCGAGCUGAGUCGAGGCAGCUCGCAGCUCAGCGAGGAGUUCGUUCCCGAGGACGGUGAAAGCUUGAGAGGUUCGGAAUUCUACGAUGAGAACGACUCCUAUCAUUCCUGCCACUCUUCGGUCAGCUACGGCAAGGAAGAUUCCCCAGGUUGGGAUGGUGAGGAUCACCAAGGCAUCUACAGCGAUGAGGGAGGCUACCUCAAAGAUGGAGGGGAGGAGGGGGCUCUGUAUGACGAAGAAGAGGGAGACAUGUAUGGGGAGGAGGGAGAUUACAACUAUGAGGAGGAGGAGGAGAUGUCAUAUAAGGAAGAUGAAGAAAUGUAUCCACUGGAUGGCACACUGAGUGAAGACCAGGAGCCUCCCUAUACCCCCACACCCACAAGCACUGCCCCCACCUUGAUGCCCCCUUCUGAUGGUCUUUCCUCCACCAGGCCGCCGUUGGAGAAGCAGACGUCGCUGCAUCAGCAGCGACUUGCCCAGGAUCGGCCUCAGUCUCCCAGCACGGCUGCUGCCCUACCUCCGGUCUCACAGGACAGCACAAUGGCCCCUUCUCUUGCAGAUUCCACCAAGCCUCCCUUUGCACCCACACAGCAGGAUCUCUUUGGCACAACUACAACUACACCCACCCCCACAACUACAUCACAGGUUCCAGCUCCAGACAGCAAGCCUCUGGAGCCUGAGCCCAAAUCUGAAGUGCCAAAGGAGGAACCUCAGCCCCCCGAGCUUCCUCGGGCAACAGAGAGUGUCCCUCUGGCUCUUGAACAGAAGAAAGAGGAGCCUCCUGUUGCAAGCUUCCCAAAAAGGGAAAUCAUGGAGCCCGGUCCUGCCAGAGCUAAAGCCAACUGGCUUCGACUUUUCAGCAGAGUACGACUACAACUACAAGAGGCCCGAGGAGAAAGUGUUGGCAUUGCCUCUCUGCUUUUGUCAGCAGGGAUGGGUGGUGCUCUGUAUAGUAUUGACAGCAUGCCAGACCUCAGGAAGAGAAAAGCAAUGCCUCUGGUCAGCGAUCUGGCUAUGUCCUUGGUCCAGAACUCCAGGAAGGCGGGCAUCACCUCAGCCCUGACAUCAAGUACCCUACAUAAUGAAGAACUGAAGAGUCAUGUCUAUAAGAAGACCCUCCAGGCCCUCAUAUAUCCUAUUUCCUGCACCACCCCACACAACUUUGAGGUGUGGACAGCCACCACACCCACGUACUGCUAUGAAUGUGAGGGACUCCUCUGGGGUAUUGCUCGCCAGGGCAUGCGCUGUACUGAGUGUGGGGUGAAAUGCCACGAGAAGUGCCAGGAUCUACUCAACGCCGACUGUCUGCAAAGAGCGGCAGAGAAGAGCUCCAAGCACGGCGCCGAGGACCGAACUCAAAAUAUUAUCAUGGUUCUUAAGGAUCGCAUGAAGAUCCGUGAGAGGAACAAACCAGAGAUCUUUGAACUCAUUCAGGAAGUGUUCACCGUCCUCAAGUCCACACAUGUCACCCAGAUGAAGCAGAUCAAACAGAGCGUGCUCGAUGGCACCUCUAAAUGGUCGGCCAAGAUCAGCAUCACAGUGUUGUGUGCCCAGGGUCUACAAGCCAAGGAUAAAACUGGUUCCAGUGAUCCGUAUGUAACCGUCCAGGUUGGAAAGACGAAAAAGAGGACCAAGACCAUCUAUGGCAACCUCAACCCCGUCUGGGAGGAGACAUUUAAUUUUGAAUGUCACAACUCUUCAGACCGCAUCAAGGUGCGAGUGUGGGAUGAAGAUGAUGACAUUAAGUCUCGUGUGAAGCAGAAGUUCAAACGAGAGUCCGACGACUUCCUCGGUCAAACCAUCAUCGAGGUCCGCACUCUGAGCGGAGAGAUGGACGUCUGGUAUAAUCUGGACAAACGUACUGACAAAUCCGCUGUGUCUGGGGCCAUCCGCAUGCACAUAAGUGUAGAGAUCAAAGGCGAGGAAACGGUUGCUCCGUAUCACGUUCAGUACACCUGUCUGCACGAGAAUCUCUUCCAUUAUGUGACGGACAUCCAGAAUAAUGGUGUGGUGAAGAUUCCUGACGCCAAAGGGGAUGAUGCAUGGAAAGUGUACUUUGAGGAAACUCCCCAGGAAAUCGUAGAUGAGUUUGCCAUGCGUUAUGGAGUCGAGUCCAUCUACCAGGCUAUGACCCAUUUUGCCUGCUUGUCAUCUAAGUACAUGUGCCCAGGUGUGCCUGCAGUGAUGAGUACCCUGCUGGCAAACAUCAAUGCCUACUACGCCCACACCACCCAGGCAACCAACAAUGUCUCUGCCUCUGACCGCUUUGCUGCUUCUAAUUUUGGGAAAGAGCGAUUUGUCAAGCUCCUCGAUCAGCUUCAUAACUCUCUGAGGAUCGACCUGUCCAUGUACCGGAACAACUUCCCGGCCAGCAGUCCUGAGAGACUGCAGGACCUCAAGUCCACAGUGGAUCUGCUCACCAGUAUAACCUUCUUCAGAAUGAAGGUCCAAGAGCUCCAGUCGCCACCCAGAGCCAGUCAGGUAGUGAAGGACUGUGUCAAAGCCUGUCUCAACUCCACCUAUGAAUACAUCUUUAAUAACUGCCAUGAGCUCUACAGUCGCGAGUAUCAGGCAGACCCGGCCAAGCAGGGUGCUGUGCCCCCAGAGGAGCAAGGACCCAGCAUCAAAAACCUCGACUUCUGGUCCAAGUUUAUCACACUUAUCGUCUCAAUCAUUGAGGAAGACAAGAACUCUUACACUCCUUGCCUAAAUCAAUUCCCUCAGGAGCUCAAUGUGGGUAAAAUCAGCGCGGAAGUUAUGUGGAACUUAUUUGCUCAGGAUAUGAAGUAUGCAAUGGAAGAGCAUGAAAAAAACCGCCUGUGCAAGAGUGCAGAUUACAUGAACCUGCACUUCAAGGUCAAGUGGCUGUACAACGAGUACUGCAAGGACCUGCCCUUCUUCAAGAGCAGAGUGCCUGAAUAUCCUGCGUGGUUUGAGCCAUUUGUCAUCCAGUGGCUGGAUGAAAACGAAGAAGUGUCUCGUGACUUUCUGCACGGUGCUUUGGAAAGAGACAAAAAAGAUGGGUUCCAGGUCACAUCGGAGCAUGCUCUGUUCUCCUGUUCGGUUGUGGAUGUCUUUUCCCAGCUCAACCAGAGCUUUGAGAUCAUCAGGAAGUUAGAGUGCCCAGAUCCGCAGAUUGUAGGACACUACAUGAAGCGCUUCGCCAAGACCAUCAGCAAUGUGCUUCUGUCCUAUGCUGACAUCAUCUCAAAGCUGUUUGCCAACUAUGUCACCAUGGAGAAAGUGCCCUGCAUCCUGAUCAACAACAUCCAGCAGCUGAGGGUGCAGCUGGAGAAGAUGUUUGAAGCCAUGGGUGGAAAAGAUCUGUGUGUUGAAGCUAGUGAUAUCCUGAAGGACCUGCAAGUCAAACUCAACAAUGUCAUGGAUGAUCUCAGCAGGGUCUUUGCUGUCAGUUUCCAGCCUCAUAUUGAGGAAAAUGUUAAGCAGAUGGGAGACAUCUUGGCUCAGGUUAAGGGAACCUCAAAUGUGGGAAAUGCCAGCAGCGUGGCCCAGGACGCUGACAAUGUCCUGCAGCCAAUCAUGGAGUUCCUGGACAGCAACCUGACUUUGUUUGCUAAGAUCUGUGAAAAGACUGUGCUGAAACGUGUGUUGAAGGAGCUGUGGAAGCUGGUGAUGAACACCAUGGAGAAGACCAUCGUUCUGCCACCGCUCACAGACCAAACGAUGAUUGGGAGGCUGAAGAGUGCUUCUCACAGCGAUGGCACUCAGCUCAUCUUUAACGCUGCCAAGGAGCUCGGACAGCUGUCCAAGCUGAAGGAGCACAUGGUUCGUGAGGAGGCCAAAGCGCUAACACCCAAGCAGUGUGCUGUGAUAGAGUUGGCUCUCGACACCAUCAAGCAAUAUUUCCAUGCUGGUGGUGUGGGUCUGAAGAAGACAUUCCUGGAGAAGAGUCCUGACCUUCAGUCUCUCCACUACGCCCUGUCCCUUUACACGCAGGCCACAGACAAACUCAUAAAGACCUUUGUCCAAUCGCAGAACGCUCAAGUGUUCGGCGGGAAGGGGGUGAGAUUCACCACUAGUGAGGAUGUUUACCCAGAAAAGGGCUCUGGGGUGGACGAUGCUGUAGGAGAAGUGUCCAUCCAUGUGGAGAUUUUCACUCACCCGAACACCGGAGAGCACAAAGUCACAGUGAAAGUGGUCGCUGCAAAUGACCUGAGGUGGCAGACGCAGGGAAUAUUCCGGCCUUUUGUGGAGGUCUAUAUCAUCGGCCCUCACCUCAGUGACAAAAAGAGGAAGUACGCCACGAAGUCAAAGAACAACAGCUGGGCUCCCAAAUACAACGAGACCUUCACUUUCACCCUGAGUAAUGAGGUGGGUCCUGAGUGCUACGAGCUGCAGGUGUGCGUGAAGGACUACUGCUUUGCUCGAGAGGACCGCACCGUGGGCAUGGCUGUCCUUCAGCUGAAGGACGUGGCCCCUAAGGGCAGCGCCGCCUGCUGGCUGCCGCUGGGUAAACGCAUCCACAUGGAUGAGACGGGACUGACCGUCCUGCGCAUCCUCUCCCAGCGCAACAACGACGACGUGGCCAAGGAGUUCGUCAAGCUCAAGUCCGACCAGCGCUCUGCUGAGGAGGGCCGUAGCUAGGGGGCCAAAUCGCAGUUUAAAAUGCCACGUCAGGAACUCGAAUCUGCCCAGGAGCUCUCCUGAGCCACUGCAAGCCACUGCCCCGAUUAUCCAGUGUUGUAAAAGCACACAUAAGACAAGAGUCGCCACACAUACUGUAAAUACAUUUAUUUCAGUGGAAAUGACAGAGUGCGAAGCAAAGCAUCACUCGUUUUCUGAAAACGCACCAGUGUCUUUAUUGUUACUGACUUCAUCAAACAUGUUUUUGAUUCAGUUAUACAUAGAGUUUAAUCUUAGAGCAUAUAACUACUUUCCUCUAAUCCCAGAGGAGAGCCAUGCCAUCCCACGCACACACGCACACCUCACUUGACUGGUCAGAGUGAGAAAUAUCUUGUAGCCUUUAAUAUUUUGGCUUUCUUUCUCACUCUUUCUCUGCCUUUUUAACCUUACCCUCAACUUUACCGAUCCCCAGCUCCUCUCGUCCCUUCCCUAGUUUGCAACCACUUAGAGAAGGGACCGCAAGUGCCAACAAGGAAUUGCUCAAAUAUGCCAAGACCAGCCCUAAGCACAACCGGACCAACUGUCCACUUGACCCGUAAACAACUACAACGGCUGCAGCCUCAAACAUUCCAGAUAUUGGGUGGGGAAGACAUACAGGGAACAAAGCACUAUUUAGUUAUGAUGAGUUUAAUAUUUAUUUACUUUUUUCUUCCAGAUUAUAUCUAUAUUUUAAUAAUUCUAUAUAUCAUCACAUAUAUAUAUAUAUAAACUAUUAAGGACAUAUGUAAAGAUAAAUACAGGAUUGUU
Messenger RNA from Pundamilia nyererei, 6611 nucleotides. It is a transcript of the gene unc13a, whose product is annotated as unc-13 homolog A (C. elegans). NCBI's taxonomy places the organism in Eukaryota, Metazoa, Chordata, Actinopteri, Cichliformes, Cichlidae. Gene Ontology annotation, cellular component: terminal bouton; presynaptic active zone cytoplasmic component; synaptic vesicle membrane. The record is from RefSeq and is a predicted model, not a curated record. Bases 327 to 5825 code for a protein of 1832 amino acids. Gene Ontology annotation, biological process: synaptic transmission, glutamatergic; synaptic vesicle priming; dense core granule priming. Gene Ontology annotation, molecular function: phospholipid binding; diacylglycerol binding; syntaxin-1 binding. The transcript has 45 exons.